Molecule: messenger RNA, 1162 nt
Organism: Aegilops tauschii subsp. strangulata
Lineage: Eukaryota; Viridiplantae; Streptophyta; Magnoliopsida; Poales; Poaceae
Product: auxin-responsive protein IAA3
Biological process (GO): regulation of DNA-templated transcription
Cellular component (GO): nucleus
Source: RefSeq, a predicted model, not a curated record
CCACCACACUUGCUCGUCUCCCUCUGCCUCUCCCCUCCCUCCUAUAGCAAUCAAACCACCAGCUCCACUCCCCCCUCCUCUCCUCCGUCCUCCCCCUCCCCCUCCUGCUACUCCCCAGUUCAUGUCCUGCUGCUUCCCAUGUCGCCGCCUCUCGAGCUCGACUACAUAGGCCUCUCGGCCGCCGCCGGCGGCCGCCCGGACGACGACCUGAAAGGCACCGAGCUCCGCCUCGGACUUCCCGGCUGCGAGUCCCCGGACCGCCGCCCGGUCGCCGCCACCACCACACUCGACCUGCUGCCCGCCAAGGGCGCCAAGCGAGGGUUUUCGGACGAGGUCGUGCCGCCUGCGCCGGUUUCCGCCGCCGGGAAAGACAAGGACGCGUCCGGGGAUGAGAAGGACAAGAAGGUCGCCGCCCCGCCGCAGCCUGCUGCCAAGGCUCAGGUGGUGGGAUGGCCACCAGUCCGCAGCUAUCGCAAGAGCACGAUGGCAACCACCACCAACCAGCUGAAGAGCAGCAAGGAGGAUUCUGACACGAAGCAGGGGCAAGAGUUUCUGUAUGUCAAGGUCAGCAUGGAUGGUGCGCCUUACCUGAGGAAGGUUGACCUCAAGACAUACAAGAACUACAAGGGCAUGGUUGUGGGGCUAGGGAAAAUGUUCAUUGGCUUCAGGACAGGGAAGGAUGGUGAAUAUGUGAUGACUUACGAAGACAAGGAUGGAGACUGGAUGCUGGUUGGUGACGUCCCAUGGGAGAUGUUCACCGAGUCUUGCCGGAGGAUCAGGGUCAUGAAAAGUUCAGAUGUGAUUGGACUUGGAGUUACAAGGGCAGGGGUCAAGUCCAAGAAUAAGAACUAAGACGGUCGCUGCCCACGGUUUGAAGACGAGGUCGCACAUAUCGUCUGUACUACUGCAUGGUUUUCCUAUCCCGCAAGUAAAAUCACCCGUUACUCUACUGUUUAAGAUUUGCGAUAUCUCCUAGAGACUUAUGCUCUAUAUUUUGUUGUGCCCACGUUGUUGUACGCGUGUUAUUUCCAUCCGUGUAAAUGGUUGGUAUGCAGUGCGAGAGCUACUGCUGUGUUUGAUGACCCCUAUGUAUUUUGCCACUCUUGUCCUGAACCGGUCGUUCGUCGUAAAUGUGAAGGUUGCAAGACUAUUAUUUACCUGA